CCUUUAAAAAAACCUGUCUAUCCUGCUCUGACUAUUCCCUCUCUAAAAUGUGAAACCCAUGCUGCCAGGGCAGUGAUUAAUGUGCACAUCUACCAGGCCUGCCUGUCUAACCAUAUCUCUAAGAAAAAUGGUAUCAUAACCCAGCCUGCCUAUGGAGCCUCUCCUGUCUUCAGGCCUAAUUAUGGUGUUAAAGUCACCUCCAAAGACAACCUGCUGGGACAUAAAAGGAUGGGCUUGAUCCUUGUAAGGAGGCACAGGUCCUGCCCCCUAACAAGGACAUCU
Staurois parvus is the source of this 282-nucleotide messenger RNA. Lineage: Eukaryota; Metazoa; Chordata; Amphibia; Anura; Ranidae. The record is from the annotation of a GenBank genome assembly.